AUGGUCUACCAUGGUUAUAUUGUUUCCCGGCGUCCCAUUGAUUGUUUGUGGUGGGCGUUCUCGGUGGGGGAGGCCCUCCCCGAGAAACUGCACUGCGGCGUGGGAACCAACACCUUCGCGGAUUGUCCCCAAUGCUUAGAGAGCGCCAUGAAUUCUGGCGUCAUCGACUUUUGGUGGAACUGGGGUUAUGUGCCACGGCUGCAUGGCCAGUUUCAAGGUAGCCCCGUGGCUGCGAAGGCCACGCGAAGCUUCACGCCGAUGAUUUGGGGCACCAAAGUCCCCAAGAAUUUCAAUUUCUUCAACCUGGGCAGCGAGUAUAUCAUGGGCUACAACGAGCCAGAUCAGUACGGCCCGGCGUGCGCGGGCGAAAGUUCCAUCGGCACCUUCGGCUGCGCAGAGGAUGAGUAUCGACCUGCCACCAGUGCUGGCUUUGCUGAACUCUUCGACCCGGCCAAGGCGGCUCAGGAGUGGCAAAAGUUGGUGAACUUCCUCGCGAAGGUGCCUCGGGCAGCAGGCGCGUCUUUGACGCGCCUUGCUGCCCCCUCCAUGGCGCAAGCCGCAAGUCCAGUGGAUGACUGUCACAAAGACCCGGCAGCGCCAUCGAAUCUGAAGUUCUGCCGUGGAUGGCUUCAAAGCUUCAAGGCAAAGACAUUGACCUUGAAUUGCACAUCCUUGACGGGUGAAAGAUGCAACUGCUGGGAUGUCAUCGAGGCGCUGCCCAUCCAUGCCUAUUCUCGCAACGCGCAGGAAAUCAAAGAAAAACUGAAGCAGUACCAUGAGGUCUUCCGGGAAGACUUCGAGGGCCGCAACGGGCGCCGUCCCAAAAAGCUCUGGCUCACGGAGGUCACCAUGGGUAGCAACGAAGCGCAAGAACUGGUGACGUUUGUGGAGGAGCUCAUGAACCCACAGAACGGGCUGCAAAACCGAGAGAUCUUUGGCUUUGUCGACCGCAUCAGUUGGUUCUCGGAGUGGAGCAUGGGUGCCUUUCAGCUGUCCUCCUAUACUCCGCAGCAAGAUGAGGCCUGGUCAUCCAGCUUGUUCGAGCCUACCACUGGACACUUCACCCCACACGGGGCGCGCUUCAUCCACCAUUGUGGAGGUGGCACGCCGCAACAGCCGGUGGCUGAGUCGCUUGGCGAUGUUUUUUGUUUUGGUUUAGGCAUGUCGUCCACCCCCGGCGGCUUCUCCACCACGGACUCGGAAGGCGCUGCCGAGCCGCGGCAGAUGCCGCGCAUGGAGAAGUGGAGUGAUUUGACCGAAGAUGUGGAUUAUAAUGAACAGUUGCAAGAGGAUGUUUUUCUCGGCAAAUUGGAAAUCAAGAACACUUUUUAUAAUAUCCCCGUGGAAAGCUCGAUGACACCAGAGGAAAAGUUGGAGAAGGAAUGGACUUCGGCUCCUCCAAAUUUGUUGCAGAGAUCAUGGCGCACCAAAUUUCCAGAAAUGGAGGCGGCACACAACCGCGGAGAAUGCAAGCCUUGCGGUUAUUUCUUAUACAAAGCGGAUGGGUGCCGGAAUGGCGAUCGCUGCCCGUACUGCCACUUGUGCAAGAAAGGUGAGAUCAAACGUCGCAAGCGGAUGAAGGCCAAAGGCUCCAAGGAAUCCACCGCAGCUUGGCCGAUGAAUCGAAGUGGCUGCCGAAGCGAAGCGAUGAUGAUGUCCCUUAGAAGCCUGGAGCAAGGUGGUGCUCCAGUUCUAGGCCGGUGGGGAUCCUUCACCCGGCCUUGCAUGCUGUCUGGCGCCGUAACCGCCCAGCCGGCGCCGCAAAGUAGGAUGCAGACGCAGACGUUCGUGGCGACUCGUGGCAACGGUGCCUCGGUGCGUACCUCUCCUCUAAAGGAUGAUCACCUGAGACCUGCCGAAAAAGACCUGACCAACGCACCGACCGUGUGCGACAGAGAGCACUUGCAGCUUCUAAUUCAGCGUGCUCCCGCGCCGUUGGGUGCCUGCUCCAUUGGGGCAGCAGUGAGCUGUCCCAAAGGAGGCAGCUGUCAGGGGAAUCAAUGCUGCCCUGAUGGAGCCUCGGCGAUUUCGAUUCCCAGCACUGGGUCCCCUGGGUGGCUGGUGCUUUGGAACAUGGCUUGGAAAAAAUGGUGGUGA
Cladocopium goreaui is the source of this 2097-nucleotide messenger RNA. Lineage: Eukaryota; Dinophyceae; Suessiales; Symbiodiniaceae. The record is from the annotation of a GenBank genome assembly.